Molecule: messenger RNA, 3353 nt
Organism: Thamnophis elegans (Western terrestrial garter snake)
Lineage: Eukaryota; Metazoa; Chordata; Lepidosauria; Squamata; Natricidae
Gene: MMP14
Product: matrix metallopeptidase 14
Exons: 9
Coding region: 37-1725 (562 amino acids)
Biological process (GO): collagen catabolic process; skeletal system development; extracellular matrix organization
Cellular component (GO): extracellular matrix
Molecular function (GO): zinc ion binding; metalloendopeptidase activity
Source: RefSeq, a predicted model, not a curated record
CAUUCCAUUUUUUAUAUCCUUGAAUCUACUCUUCGGAUGGCUUUCGAGUUUCGAUUUUUUGUUUUCAUGCUCCCCGUUUUUGAUUUUCCCCACCAGGCCUGGCUGCAACAAUAUGGGUACCUGCCCCCGGGCAACCUUCGCACCCACACCCAGCGUUCUCCCCAGUCGGUGUCGGCCGCCAUCGCUGCCAUGCAGCGUUUCUACGGACUUCGAGUGACGGGCACAGCCGAUAGUGAGACUAUGACGGCUAUGAAGAGGCCUCGUUGUGGCGUCCCGGAUAAAUUUGGAGCGGAAAUUAAAGCCAACGUGAGGCGCAGGCGCUACGCGAUCCAAGGUUUCAAGUGGCAGCAAAUGGAUCUUAGUUUCUGCAUCCAGAACUAUACCCCCAAGGUUGGCGAACAGGCCACCUUUGCCGCGAUCCGACGGGCCUUCCGCGUCUGGCAAUCGGUGACGCCGCUGCGUUUCCGCGAGGUGCCUUACUCGUCCGUGCGGGAGGGCCGUGAAACGCAGGCGGACAUCAUGAUCUUCUUCGCCGAUGGCUUCCAUGGUGAUAGCACCCCGUUCGAUGGUGAAGGCGGCUUCUUGGCCCAUGCCUACUUCCCGGGGCCCCACAUCGGUGGCGACACUCACUUUGACGCGGCCGAGCCCUGGACCUCUCGCAAUGAUGACCUCAGCGGAAAUGACAUCUUCCUGGUCGCCGUCCAUGAGUUGGGUCACGCACUAGGGUUGGAGCACUCGAACGACCCUUCUGCCAUCAUGGCUCCUUUCUACCAGUGGAUGGACACGGAGAACUUCGAGCUGCCAGAAGAUGACCGGCGGGGGAUACAACAGCUCUAUGGAUCGGAAGGUGGCCAUCCCACUAAACUUCCCCCCAUCCCUCGGACGACUCCCAAACCCAGAAAUCCUCACAGGCCCCCCAAGAACCCGACAUAUGGCCCCAACAUCUGCGACGGACGGUUUGACACCAUUGCGGUACUCCGGGGCGAGAUGUUUGUUUUCAAGGAUAAAUGGUUUUGGCGAGUACGUAACAACCGUGUGAUCGACGGAUAUCCCCUCCCGAUCGGACAGUUCUGGGUCGGUCUUCCUGCCUCGAUCAACACGGCCUACGAGAGGAAAGAUGGGAAAUUCGUCUUUUUCAAAGGAGACAAACAUUGGGUUUUCAACGAAGCCAACUUGGAGCCGGGAUACCCGAAACAUAUCAAGGAGUUAGGAAGGAGGCUCCCCACAGAUCGGAUCGACGCUGCCCUUUUCUGGAUGCCGAGUGGGAAAACGUACUUUUUCCGAGGAAACAAGUAUUAUCGCUUCAAUGAGGAGACCCGAUCUGUCGACGCGGAUUACCCUAAGAACAUUGAUGUUUGGGGGGGAAUUCCCGACUCACCCCGAGGCGCAUUUAUGGGCAGUGACGAAGCCUUCACCUACUUUUACAAGGGAGACCGUUACUGGAAGUUUAACAAUGAGAACCUCAAGGUCGAACCGGGCUACCCCAAGUCGGUGUUGCGAGACUGGAUGGGAUGCGCCACCGAUGACCGUCGCGAAGGAGAAGAAGUCAUCAUCAUUGAGGUGGACAAUGCUGAGGAAGGCGGGCUGAACGCCGCCGCGGUGGUGAUCCCCGUCCUGCUACUCCUCACCAUCUGCGCCGUGGGAGUCGCCAUUCUGAUCUUCAAGCGUUACGGCACGCCCAAACGGUUACUCUAUUGCCAGCGGUCUCUGCUGGACAAGGUGUGACCGUCCUUUGGGGAUGUUUCAGGAGGACAGGUCUCACCUGCUUUCCACCCUGUGUACCUGCCUGUCACAAUUCGGGUCCGGUCUCUUUGUCGCCACCUUUCGAGUCGUCGUUCUCCUGGCACUCCAUUCCUCCCUGCUUCUCCAUCCCGUUUUCUGUCGGACAUCUUGUCCAGCUCGCCUGCUUGCCGGCCAUCAGCCACGUUCUCUCUUUCUCUCUCCAAGAGCUUUUCUUGACGAUAAUGGUCCUCCUUCUUUCCUUCCUGUCUUCCCCACAGUCCUCUCUUUCCUUCCAAUGGCGUUUCUGUUAUCCGUUCUCACCUCACUGGCCAAGCAGGUGUGCUGAGCGCACCCCUUAAUUAAUCCGAUGAGGCAGAAAGUUGAGGGAGUCCACUCUACGGGGGUUAUGGCCAGGCCAACCCAUUUGUUGACCUCGUUAGAGAAAGGACACCUCUCCUGACCUUCCCGCUUGCAAAACCGGUGGGCUGAAAUCCAUACCGCGAACACUGUUCAUCCUCCUGACCGUCCCGUGGAAUUUCAAAUCUAAAAAUUGGUCUCUAGGUCUCUCUCUGGCCACCUUGCUGGUCCUUCCUUCUGAGGGCAAACGGUGGAGAACCAUCUCGCCGAACCAGUAAACCGCAAUGGGUAGGGAAGUUGCAAGUGGUGGCUCGUUGGUGGGCGAAGAGGUGAUAAGAGCUCAUAUCUAGAGACCCAUGGAUCUAGAAGGGAAUCACAGGGGAUCUUCUCCUUCCAAUUGGGCGAGAGGAAAGGAAGAACCAUGGCUGCUGACCGGCGAUGGUGUCUACCGAUCCGACAUAGCAGGGAGAAAAAUGGGUAGGCCGCUAGGGUUGGAAACGUCAACUUUCCUUGGGGAGGGUGGGUGGUAGCGAAGAAUCAUAAAGGGCCUAACUGGUCAGGUGGGAAAGGGGGUGGUGGGGGUUAAGCCGAGCUUUCCUCAUGAUGUAAUGAAGUGGACCAUUGGUACCUUGUUCAUAUUGGAAAAUGGGGCAUGUUUGAGAGAGAAAGGGAGGGAGGGAGGGAGGGAGGGAGGGACCAAGAUUAUGUGGGCUAUGCAGGAGAUGCUUGCCGAGACCAGUUGUCCCAUCUGGGUGCCUUCCAUUGGUUAAGUUCCAGGGUCGUUCAAAAAGUCAAGAUGGCCACCAUCCUUGACCGCCAUCUUGAUUAUUAUUUUUGGUUUGGAACCGCUCCCGUGGGCACCCCAGGUUAGGACUCAUUUUUCAAGGCUUGUCGGACAUUUUGGCCAAGAAUUUGGGGAUGGAGUCCUCCGUUUCCCUGGAGGACACCUGUCUGGGGAUGAGGCUGACCCACCAAAUCCAGAUGUUGGCAGGGCCGCUUCUGGAAGUGUUAACCUCUCCAUCUGACGAUAUUAACCUGGUGUUUACAGUUGUCCCUUAAAACAGGGACUCUCCAACCUUAAGACUUAUGGACUUCAACUCCCAGAAUUCUCCAGCCAGCACGGCUGUCUUGAGGGAUUCUGGGAGUUGAAGUCCACUGGCAUUGUCAUUUUCCCCCCCAUUAUAGGUGUAUAUUUAUUAAUACAGAUAAAAGAGCGUACGACACUGUUAGAAAGCAACUCAUUUUUGACAAACAUAACCAGACACACAUUAGAC